CCCUGUGAUUGCUGAUAAUAAAGGGCAAUCGGAAGUGUGAGUUGAACUGCCAGGCGAUGGGCUACCGCUUCUACGUGCGGCAAGCGGAGAAGGUCAUUGACGGUACCCCCUGUGACCAGAACGGCACGGCCAUCUGCGUGUCUGGGCAGUGCAAGAGCAUCGGCUGUGACGACUACCUGGGCUCUGACAAAGUCGUGGACAAAUGUGGGGUGUGUGGAGGCGAUAACACAGGCUGCCAGGUCGUGUCUGGCGUCUUCAAGCAUGCCCUCACCAGCCUGGGCUACCACCGAGUUGUGGAGAUUCCCCAAGGAGCCACCAAAAUCAACAUCACUGAGAUGUACAAGAGCAACAACUAUCUGGCUUUGCGAAGUCGUUCUGGCCGCUCCAUCAUCAACGGGAACUGGGCAAUUGACCGGCCAGGAAAAUACGAAGGCGGAGGGACCAUGUUCACUUACAAGCGUCCAAAUGAGAUUUCAAGCACCGCUGGAGAAUCCUUUUUGGCUGAAGGCCCCACUAAUGAGAUCUUGGAUGUCUAUAUGAUACACCAGCAGCCUAAUCCGGGAGUCCACUAUGAGUACGUCAUCAUGGGGACCAACGCCAUCAGCCCCCAGGUGCCUCCUCACAGGAGACCAGGGGAGCCCUUCAAUGGCCAGCUGGUCACGGACGGGAGGAGCCAGGAGGAGGGAGAAGAGAAGGAGGGGACCGAGGAGAAGGAAGACCUGCGCGGUGGGGCGCCUGAAGUAUUCCCGUCGGGGUCAGCGCAGGCCUUCCCGGUCAGGCAUCCACAUGCAUUUUCCCCCCAUCGGCCAGACAAUUUGGUGCCGGCGGCACCGCAGCCCCCACGGCGAAGCCGGGACCACAACUGGAAGCAGCUGGGGACAACGGAAUGCUCAACAAGUUGUGGGAAAGGGUCGCAGUUCCCUGUCUUCCGCUGCGUACACAGAAGCACCCACGAAGAGGUUCCCGAGAGCUACUGCGACUCCAGCAUGAAGCCGACCCCCGAAGAGGAGCCCUGCAACAUCUUCCCUUGCCCAGCCUUCUGGGACAUCGGAGAGUGGUCUGAGUGCAGCAAGACCUGCGGCCUGGGCAUGCAGCAUCGCCAGGUCCUGUGCCGCCAGGUGUAUGCCAACCGCAGCCUCACGGUGCAGCCCUACCGCUGCCAGCACCUGGAGAAACCCGAGACCACCAGCACCUGCCAGCUCAAGAUCUGCAGCGAGUGGCAGAUCCGCACCGACUGGACCUCGUGCUCAGUGCCCUGUGGGGUGGGACAGAGGACCCGGGACGUGAAGUGUGUGAGCAACAUCGGGGACGUGGUGGACGAUGAGGAGUGCAACAUGAAGCUGCGGCCCAACGACAUCGAGAACUGCGACAUGGGGCCCUGCGCGAAGAGCUGGUUCCUCACCGAGUGGGGCGAAAGGUGCUCGGCCGAGUGUGGGGCUGGAGUGCGGACACGCUCAGUGGUGUGCAUGACCAACCACGUCAGCAGCUUGCCCCUGGAGGGCUGUGGGAACAACCGGCCGGCGGAGGCCACCCCAUGUGACAACGGCCCCUGCACGGGCAAGGUGGAGUGGUUUGCCGGGAGCUGGGGUCAGUGUUCCAUCGAAUGUGGGAGUGGGACCCAACAGAGGGAGGUGAUUUGUGUUAGGAAGAACGCAGACACCUUUGAAGUGCUGGACCCCUAUGAAUGCUCCUUCCUGGAGAGACCCCGCAGCCAGCAGUCAUGCCACCUCAAGCCUUGUGGGGCCAAGUGGUUUAACACAGAGUGGAGCAUGUGUUCCAAGAGCUGCCAGGGUGGCUUCCGGGUCCGGGAAGUGCGCUGCCUGUCAGAUGACAUGACCCUAAGCAAUCUCUGUGACCCUCAGUUGAAACCAGAAGAGAAAGAAUCUUGUAACCCUCAAGACUGUGUCCCUGAAGUCGAUGAAAACUGCAAGGACAGGUACUACAACUGCAACGUGGUGGUGCAGGCGCGCCUGUGUGUCUACAACUACUACAAGACCGCCUGCUGUGCGUCCUGCACGCGUGUGGCCAGCAGGCAGCCGGGCUUCCUGGGGAGCAGAUAACACGCCCCGACGCGGCAGUCUGGGAGCGGCGGGACCGGCUGGCCACUGGCCGCUGCUCCAGCAGGGGCUGGGGCGGCGCCCCCUCCUUCGGUAAAGCGUACACGUCGUGCCCAGGAGCCAAGCCACGGUUGUCCUUUAGCAUCACCAGAAACUGGUGAUCCCUUCUUGGGAACCCAGCGCCUGGUAAGGUGCUGUCUGAAAACCAAGCAGUGGGGAGGGGGGCGGGGUGCAUGUAGCUCUCAGUCAACUCCCCUGCCAGCACUUUGUAAGUCACCCAUUGGGCCCCGAUGGGGUGCUGCCUCCUCCAUGGUGCCACUGCCCUUUUCAAUAUCGGGGCCCCUUGGAGAGUCAGAAGAGGCAGCUCCCGCCCCGGAGCCCCACCAAGCCUUGCUGAGACGCCUGCUUCCCACUGUUACCUCAGCCUGGCUGUGCCUAUUUUUAUUCUCAAAGACAUUAGGCUUUUUCCUGCCUUAUGACACAAGUAUCUUCGGUCAAUAUAGUGCUUUAUUGUUUCACAGGUGUAUUCACAGGUCACAAAGCCCCAGAACGGAAGCCAGGGAAUGAAUCAUUAUGCCCAUUUUACUGACAAGGAAAUUGAGACUCAGUUUAAGUAACUGACCUGUCAGGUACAUUCACCUGUUUGAUGGCAGAGUUGAGUCCGACCCCUGUCGUCUGACCCUAACACUCACCCCAAGGCCUGCCCAGAAGCCUUAGGUCCACAGGACGUGGCUUCCUCUCAGACCACGUGUCUGAGAAAUUUCCCACUUAGCAGACGAAGCCCAGCUUUUGAAUUCUUCCCUCUGGCCAAAGGUCAAGACUGUAUUCACUACACUCUGUUGUUUCCAAAGUCUGUCUGUUUAACCCUUCCCUGAUGAAGUCACAGACCCUGGUUACAGGACUCUGCACAGGCUUUGUUAAACCCCGUCCUUAACGGAACUGUCCUUGAGACAAGAGAGCCAUUGGGGCGGCCAGGUGAUGCCUGAAAUUUUGAUUGCAUUCCCCAGUGAUAGGUGCCCCCCCCCCCAGGGAAUCGCACACCAGGGUCCCUCUGGAUGUGGAGCCCUUGUUUUGUGGCUCUGGACUCUGGGCUCUCCGCCCUUUGAUGACACUUCUUCCGGGCUCUUCACCCAGGGGGAACUCUAACCAGCCUAUAUCAGCAUAAAACCUGUGUUUAUAUUAGAAAGAUUCCCUUUGGUUUUUCCAGUUUGAUUUAUGGGUUUCUGUUUUGACUUCUCAUCCCUCCCUCCCACUGUGACUCACAACCUGUAAUCCACCAUCCCAGACCUGAGCACUAAGAUCUCCACUCAUACAACUAGCCAGGGGGAGGUUCCUUCAGUGAUGGCCACAGUGGCAGGGCCCUCCCUGACUCUGCAGUGUCCAGAGGCCGCAGGCUACAAGGGGGAUGCAGUGCAAAGUGAAAGGUUAA
This is a messenger RNA of Suricata suricatta (meerkat), 3486 nucleotides long. It is a transcript of the gene THSD4, whose product is annotated as thrombospondin type 1 domain containing 4. The record is from RefSeq and is a predicted model, not a curated record. Gene Ontology annotation, molecular function: metalloendopeptidase activity. Gene Ontology annotation, cellular component: extracellular matrix. NCBI's taxonomy places the organism in Eukaryota, Metazoa, Chordata, Mammalia, Carnivora, Herpestidae. The transcript is spliced from 13 exons. Gene Ontology annotation, biological process: extracellular matrix organization. The coding region runs from base 57 to 2060 and encodes 667 amino acids.